This is a messenger RNA of Schistocerca cancellata (South American locust), 1194 nucleotides long. RefSeq names its product putative ankyrin repeat protein RF_0381. The record is from RefSeq and is a predicted model, not a curated record. Lineage: Eukaryota; Metazoa; Arthropoda; Insecta; Orthoptera; Acrididae. Bases 1 to 1194 code for a protein of 397 amino acids. The transcript has 4 exons. Gene Ontology annotation, molecular function: protein binding.
AUGAGAGCUCUCAUCGAAAACGGAGCAGAUAUAAAUGCAAGGGGACUCCAUAAUGAAACAGCUCUCCAUGUUACUGUACAGUGUGACGAGCCCGUCAUUGCAAGAUGGCUGUUAGAAAAUGGUGCACAUUAUGAUGUGAAGACUGCCCCCUACUUAGAUCCACAAACAAGUGAGAAACUUCCAUCAAGCUACACUGAAGAGCCAAAGAAACCGAAUUUUGAAGACGUAGCCAAAUUUCUUGUACAGAACGGUGCAGUUGUAAAUGCUAGAAAUUCAGAACGUGUGACACCACUGCAUUUCGCAGCAGAAAUGGGAAAUGUUAACAUAGUAAAACUGCUGAUCCAGAGCCAGGCCGCGAUUAAUGCAAAGAAUCUGGAAGGCUUCACUCCAUUGCACGUGUCUAUACAGAACAGACAAGCCGCAGUAAGUCAGUUUUUAAUAAAUAGUGGAGCAGAUGUGAAUGCGACAGAUGAAGAGGGAUGGACCCCUUUGCAUAAUGCAGCGCACAGUGGAUACCCAGCGGAAACCGCUAGACUUUUGAUUGCGAAAGGUGCUAGCGUGAAUGCGCGGGAAAAGAUUGGACGAACACCCCUGCACCUUGCUGCAGCGAUUGAUUUCACCGAUGUAGUGAACAUCCUGGUCACAAACAAAGCUGAUGUUAAUGCGACUGACGACAGGAUGUGGACGCCAUUGCAUAGCGCAGCUUACGACGGCCAUUUGGAUACUACAAAAAUUCUAACUGUCAGCGGUGCUAAAAUUGAUGCGAGGACUGAAAAGCAGACUACACCACUGCAUUUUGCAGCAGACUACUGGCAUGUCGAAGUAGUUAAAUACCUUUUGGCAAAAGGAGCCGAAGUUAAUGCUCGCGAUCACACAGACUGGACGGCACUUCACUUUGCAGCAGAUGAGGGUUCCAUCCUAGUUCCUCUAGGGGCGUCGGGACACUCGGGUGCAGAAGCGCAGCACUCAAAAAUGAAUACUGUGCGAGCUCUCAUCGAAAACGGAGCUGAUAUAAAUGCAAAGGGAAGCAACGAUGAAACAGCUCUGCACACAUUCUUGAUAUAUAUUUUAUCUACAAUUCCAGUUGCCGGCAUACUUAUAAAAAGCAAUGUUAACCCGGGGGCAUUUAAGACAUUAAUGGCUGUCAGUGUGACAGGCUCCAGUUUCAAUGGCCACAGAGUUGGCCAGCUAUAG